AUGGAUGAGACAUUAUAUAACCAGCCAGUAGUGGUGGACAAUGGACUGGGUACUUUAAAAGCUGGAUUUGCUGGCGAGGAGAAACCUAGGACAUAUGCAUCGUCCAUCAUUGGAAGACCGAAAUACCAGAAACUAAUGGCAGGUUCAUUAACCUCUUCAACUUCGGGAUCAACAAUUGCCUCCGAUACUGAUCUCUUUGUUGGUGAUGCAGCACAAAAGAAUAGAGGGUUACUAAGACUCAACUACCCUGUGGAGCAUGGUAUAGUUACCAAAUGGUCCGAUAUGGAGAUUAUUUGGGAUCAUAUGUUUACUCAGGAUUUGAAGAUCAAGCCCGAAGAUCAUCCAUUACUCAUCACCGAGGCUCCACUCAAUCCAAGAAGUAAUCGUGAAAAGAUGUGCCAAGUCAUGUUUGAACAGUUUAAUGUCCCAUGCAUGUACAUUUCGAUACAAGCCGUGUUGGCCCUAUAUGCAUCUGGGAGAACUACUGGAGUGGUUGUGGAUAGUGGCGAUGGUGUUUCCCAUAUUGUUCCAGUAUAUGAGGGUUUUGCUUUACCGCCAUCGAUACAGCGAAUGGAUGUUGCAGGGCGGGACGUUACAUCGCAUUUAUCCUACAAUAUACGACGAAUGACUGGUGUAGCAUUACAAAGCAGUGCAGAGUUGGAAGUUGUACGACUGAUGAAGGAAUCGUGUUGUUUUAUCUCCAAGGACCCGGUAAGGGAUGAAAAGCUUUAUAGGGCGCAUUAUUUGAGAAAGAGCAGUCAUGCAAACAAUGAGUUGUUCUCGACAUACAAAUUGCCAGAUGGCCACGAAGUGCAUCUUGGUGUUGAGAGGUUUAGAGCUCCAGAGAUUCUUUUUAAUCCACAAUUGAUUGGCACAGAGUAUAGCGGGCUACAUGAUCUUGUUUCUCGUGCAAUUGCCAAGAAUGACUUGGAUUUGAGGCCGAUACUAUAUCAAAAUAUUCUACUUUCUGGAGGCAAUACAUUGAUAAAGAAUUUUGGUGAUCGACUAUUAAAAGAGUUGAAGGAUUUGCAGGACCAAAAUAAAGAUGCUCUGGCGUCGAUAUGGAACAAGUCGAUCACCGAUGACGCAUAUUCGACAAAGAUGAAAAUCAAGAUUUUUGCACCACCGGAGAGGAAAUACUCAACAUGGAUUGGUGGGUCAAUUUUGGCAGGACUUUCGACAUUCAAAAAAAUGUGGGUUUCUUCAGAAGAAUACAAGGACGAUCCUGAUAUUAUAUUUAGAAAAUGUCUUUAG
Lodderomyces elongisporus is the source of this 1254-nucleotide messenger RNA. RefSeq names its product actin-related protein 1 (gene ARP1). NCBI's taxonomy places the organism in Eukaryota, Fungi, Ascomycota, Pichiomycetes, Serinales, Debaryomycetaceae. The record is from RefSeq and is a predicted model, not a curated record. The transcript has a single exon. The coding region runs from base 1 to 1254 and encodes 417 amino acids.